AUGGCGCCAGCUUCAACUUUGGUCAACAAGCUCAAAGUCCAGCUCAAGCUGUCCAUCUCACGCCUACGCAUGGUCCAGCAAAAGGACACGGCAAUCGCCAAACAGCAACGCCGCGCCAUGGCCCAGCUGCUCGAACAAGGCAAAGACGAAUCCGCGCGCAUCCGCGUCGAAAACAUCAUCCGCAGCGACCUCACCACCGAACUCCUCGAGAUCCUCGAACUGUACUGCGAACUUUUGCUUGCGCGCGCCGGCCUGCUCGAAGCAAAAGAAUGCGAUGCAGGCUUGGAAGAAGCCGUCAAGAGUAUCAUUUUUGCGGCUCCGAGAACCGAUGUCAAGGAGUUGCAUAAUGUGAGGGCGCUGUUGGCCGAGAAGUUUGGCAAGGAGUUUGUGUUGGAAGCGACGGAAAAUAGAGAUGAUAAGGUUGCGAAGAGAGUGGCGGAUCGUUUGAGGGUCGAACCGCCGAAACCCGAGUUGGUAGAGGCGUAUCUGUCGACCAUCGCGGAUGCCUACAAUAUCGAUUGGCCCAAGGGUCGUCUGGCCGCUAGGGAAGCCGCUGCCAACCAGGACGACCAUGAUGAGGACGAUGACAACCCUAGUGGAGGACAAAAGGUGCCUGCUUUGGAAGCGCCGGAAGGUACAGAGCCACUAGUCGCUGCUACUCCACCACGGAACCUGGGAAUGAAGAGUCCUGUCAGUGUGGUUCCCCCGAGUCCGUCAACCGACAACGUCUCUCCGCGUAUCAAGUUACCAGGACCGCCAGAUCUCAAACCCUCAGCCAAGAUGGUCAAGGCGAACAAGCCAGACACGACGGGUCCUGGAGGCAAGAUCCCUGAUGUGAACGAGCUGGCAGCACGAUUUGCUCAGCUGAAACGAUAG
Molecule: messenger RNA, 876 nt
Organism: Aureobasidium namibiae CBS 147.97
Lineage: Eukaryota; Fungi; Ascomycota; Dothideomycetes; Dothideales; Saccotheciaceae
Product: DUF292-domain-containing protein
Exons: 2
Coding region: 1-876 (291 amino acids)
Biological process (GO): protein transport
Source: RefSeq, a predicted model, not a curated record